AUGUUAUUGAUAAACUACUUAGUCUCUCCUCUUCAACGUUAUGAUGAGCUCACUGCUACAAGCACUGUUCGAAUGGAUCUUGACCAAAGAGCCGUCAUCGAAAAAUUAGACCAUUUGUGGUACGACUUGAAACACUAUGUACCAAAACCACAUACAGCAGAAAGAAAAUCAGGCUUAUGGAGUAGAUUAUUCGGCGCCAAAAGUAUGGGUGAGCAUCAUUAUGCUCAGCUCGAUGCCAAUAUUCCUAAAUCACUCUAUGUAUACGGUGAUGUCGGUACCGGUAAAACAAUGGUCAUGGAUCUCUUCUUUGAUACGUUGCCCAUCGCUCGUAAACGCCGUGUGCAUUUCCAUGCAUUCAUGCUCGAUGUUCAUCGACGCAUUCACCAGAUAAAAACGCAAUACCCAGGUCUCGCCAAUCCUAUCGCACCUAUUGCUGAAGAUCUUGUGAGAGAUGCUUAUGUACUCUGUUUUGACGAAUUCCAAGUAACGGAUAUAGCCGAUGCCAUGAUUCUACGUAAUUUGUUCGUUGAACUCUUCCACCGUGGAGUUGUGUUGGUCACUACCUCUAACAGGCAUCCUACUGAAUUAUAUAAAAAUGGCAUUCAACGUGCUUCCUUCUUACCCUGCAUUGAUCUCUUGAUGAACCGUUGUGAUGUGCUAUGCUUAGACUCCGGUACUGAUUAUCGAAAAAUGCAACGGGCCCAAUCGCAUGUUUAUUUCUAUCCUCUGAACGGAGAAACAGAGAAACAGGUCGAUAACAUCACCAAUAUACUGACCCAUGGUAAAAAGAUGGAGCCGAAGCAUCUUCACUUCUUAUCACGUACCCUGACGAUUCCUCAGCAAGUGGACGGUGUGGCUAAAAUGCGCUUUGCAGAUGUCUGCGCCCAACCUUUAAGCGCGGCUGACUAUCUUGAAAUUGUAAAGAAUUUCCAUACGGUCAUAUUGACUGAUAUUCCUCGGAUGACAAUGAAGCAUAGAGCAGAGGCUCGUCGCUUUAUCACUUUUAUUGACGCCAUGUACGAAUCUCAUGUUACUUUGGUGGCGAGUGGAGAUAGCAACAUUAUGGAGAUAUUUAAUGCGGAAGAAGGCAAAGAACAUUUAGAGAAUGAAAUGAGUGCUAUGCGUGAUGCCUUGAACGUUUCCGACGUCUCCUCUCCUUUGUUUAAUGGGCAAGAAGAAGCAUUUGCCUUCCAAAGAGCGUUGUCUAGACUGAUUCAAAUGCAAAGCAAAGAUUGGGUCUGUUCAGAAUUGAAGAACCAGUAA
Mycotypha africana is the source of this 1263-nucleotide messenger RNA. Its product is annotated as ATPase. The transcript has 2 exons. NCBI's taxonomy places the organism in Eukaryota, Fungi, Mucoromycota, Mucoromycetes, Mucorales, Mycotyphaceae. The record is from RefSeq and is a predicted model, not a curated record. Bases 1 to 1263 code for a protein of 420 amino acids. Gene Ontology annotation, molecular function: ATP binding; ATP hydrolysis activity. Gene Ontology annotation, cellular component: mitochondrion; cytoplasm.